Aspergillus ibericus CBS 121593 is the source of this 1980-nucleotide messenger RNA. Its product is annotated as sigma-70 region 2 family protein. The transcript has a single exon. NCBI's taxonomy places the organism in Eukaryota, Fungi, Ascomycota, Eurotiomycetes, Eurotiales, Aspergillaceae. The record is from RefSeq and is a predicted model, not a curated record. Bases 1 to 1980 code for a protein of 659 amino acids.
AUGCCAGAUGAACCGAGCAAUGCAGAUGGAAAGAAGUCCACGGAAGGGUCAUCGCAAACACAGUGGCAAUUCAUCGACGCUUCUGACAACAGUCGGAGUACUUUGACAAAAGUAAAGCGUCAUGUUAUGCAGGAAUAUAUGCGUCAAAAGCGUCACGCCGCAGGACAGUCCGGUGCUGAAACUGGAGAAAGCGCAUCGCAAAGCCGGGGUCUAGAACAAAGGCCAGGGCCGCCAAAAAAGGGUAUUGAUAAGGCCAAGUAUACAAAUGUAACUCGACAGAUGGACUUUCGCGAUAGUGAUAAAUCGCGUGCAUUCGGGGCCCACGUGCAACGACACAAUGCUGAGUACCCUCCAGACUACUUACAAGAGCAACCGGAGCUGAAGAAGACCGUGGAUACUCCUGCAAUAGAGGACAAGGUCCUUCCAGUAUCUGAUCCUGUCUUUCAGUUGACACACGGAGAAACACCGUUCCGAAGUCAGGUAUUCUAUUCGUCUUCAAAUCCUUCAAUGGCCUAUUCCCUGUCUCAGAGCAGCAACUCAGACACCAGUGCUCUGACACCAUCGUCGUCUGCUCCGACAUCACCAGGCGCUAUGAUGCUAUCACCCAAAUCGAUUCUAAGCGCCGCACGUACCGAUCCCUUCAACAGCCUGCCACUCGAGCUGGACCUUGAAGGCCAGAGACUCUUUGACUUCUAUGUCAACGAAAUGCCUGCUUGCUCGUAUGGUACUCAUUUUCGGUCACCUAAGGCGCACAACUGGUAUACGGCAGUCUUUGUCCCCGAAGGCAUGAAAGGUCCGGUGGCGUUUCAGAAUACAAUUCUUGUCCACGCUGCCAACACCUGGGUGUGGGUUCGCGAUGAGGAGCCCGAUGAAACCGCUCUGGUUCAUCGUGAUCGCGCAAUUACCAUGCUUAGGGAGCAUAGGGAACGGAACCCAGGUGAUGUUUCCGAUGAAGCAAUUAUAGCCUGUCUCAGCGCUGCAGGGCUUGAAGACUUCGACCCUCGUCCGGGCCACAAGCAAAUUAGCUGGCUUCAUAUGCGAGCUGCAAGAGAGAUGAUUCGCGUCCGUGGAGGCCCAUCUGCCUUUGAGAACACACGACUAGGAAUGCUGAUCAAUUGGCAAGAUUACAUUCUCUCGGGCUAUGAAACUGAGGGACCUAGCUUUUUCUUCGAAUAUGACCCUCCAGCCACAUCGCAAAGAACGGCGCCUUAUGCCGAACGGAUCGAUCCGUACCCGGUGUCUGCUCCAGGGAUUGUGCCGUAUACUACAUCCUUUACCGACCGUCAUCCACUCUCCCCGUUGGAAGAAAUCCAAGAUCAGUGCAACGAAUUUAUUGACUUCCUUAAACGUUGUGAGCAGCUCGCUAUCCACCAGCUCAAAGACCUUGACUUGGCUACGGCGCCAGUGCGCCUAACCGCCUUCCGACAGAAAUCCUUGUUAUAUCAGAUACUCGCAUCGCCUCCGGGACUGCGCUUCACAGCAUCAGGAAACCGCAAGCAAUUUGUUGCACGGUUGGUUGCGUUAAUCAUGCUUAAUGCUGGCUUGUGGGAUUACCGGGGCUCCGUUCUGUGUAGCGAGGCCUUUCUCAGGGGCUUGGAGCAGGCUGUCUUGGAUAGCGAAGUGAAAAUGAGCGGUUCAGUUGAGGCAUUGCUGCAGAUAAUGCUCGAGUGUGAUGAUGCAUCGAUUAAGAUCCCUGACACGAUACGCUAUUCACUGCUUCAUAGUGGCUCGCCCGACUUUACGCAAUAUUCCCCGACCGCACAGACACCUUACGGUCGGCCGUGGUUCGCAGGACGAAUGCUCAAAGUAGCCAAACGGCUCAGCUUCGAUAGCUGGAUGAAUGUGAACUACUUUCUUUUUUCCUGCUUGACAUUAGACCCCAGCAUACCCUCCGUUUCGCUUUGGGAGGGUGACUUGCGGCAAGAGAUACUAAGUGCGCCUCUCACUAAUUAUGUGAUGCCCUCCCUGCAUGGUCAAUGA